Dendrobium catenatum is the source of this 1292-nucleotide messenger RNA. RefSeq names its product B-cell receptor-associated protein 31. Lineage: Eukaryota; Viridiplantae; Streptophyta; Magnoliopsida; Asparagales; Orchidaceae. Bases 409 to 1074 code for a protein of 221 amino acids. The record is from RefSeq and is a predicted model, not a curated record. Gene Ontology annotation, cellular component: endoplasmic reticulum; endoplasmic reticulum membrane. The transcript is spliced from 2 exons. Gene Ontology annotation, biological process: intracellular protein transport; endoplasmic reticulum to Golgi vesicle-mediated transport.
GGUUAAUAAAAGGCUCAGAUGUUAAAUGGUCGACGAAUCUGGCUUAAUUAUUACCUACAAGCAAAGCCAUCAAAUAUUACAGCUCCAACCUUCCAGGGUCCAUCGUGCAACAAAAAUUUCACUCUUUAGGCAAAGCUGGAGGGGUCCAGAAUGCAAUAAACAAGUCGGCAGGGUCCAAAAAGAAAAAAGUGUUUCGUUUCAACCUAUUCGCUCAACAAUUGGGUUGUUGGACAGAGUCAUCAAAGGAGAAAAUUUCUUGUGUUUCCAUAUGGUUUCAACCCUUUCAAAUCCUUAGGCCUUGUGCUCGUUCGAUCUUUGAAAAUUCUCGUAGGCUUAUAAAGGAUUCUGCCGGGUCGAUUCGUUAUCUUCCUCUGAUUUUGGGUUUUCGGCGCUUGGAGAAGGUAUACGAUGAUCCGGAUUUUGUUCACGCUGCUCAUGGCGGAGGUGGGGGUAGUGAUCGUCCUCCUCUUCAAGACGCCGCUCAGAAAGCUUGCGGUCAUGGGGUUAGAUCGGUUGAAGCGAGGCCGCGGGCCGGUCAUGCUGAAGACGGUAGCGGGGACCAUCCUUAUCAUGCUCUCCUCGAGUAUCUAUGGCAUGGCCAGAAUCAAGAAUCGAUCCACCGAGAUAGGAGGGCUCAAUCCUACUGAACAGGUGCUCAUGAGCUUCCAUAUCCUCGAAGCGUCGCUGAUGGGCUAUUCACUACUGCUUGCUCUCAUCAUUGACCGAUUGCACCAUUACAUUAGAGAGCUACGUGGGUUGAGAAAAAGCAUGGAAGCUGUAAUGAAGCAAAACAGGGCAUUAGAAGAAGCAAAAAGUGGCGGCUCCGACGAAAUCAAUACUCGCGACAAAGAGAUUGCCAAGUUGAACGAACAGAUCCAGCAACUCAAAACAGAAAAUGAGAAAAAACUUAAGGAACUAAAAGCAGCAGAAGCCAACACCACAGCUCUAAGGAAACAGUCAGAGGGCUUUCUUAUUGAAUAUGACCGUCUAUUGGAAGACAACCAGAACCUUCGCAACCAGUUGCACUCGAUUGAUCUCACCUUAUCACACUCCGAUUCAAAGAAGCAUUCAUGAAACUCCUCACUUUUGUAUUUCAGUGUUAUACCUGAAAAAACUUUAUAUUGUUUAAAACUUCAUAGUUAUCCCUUUUAUACGCUUUGUGGAUUUUGUGAGUUGGUGAAAUGAUAAAUCAGGAAUGUUUAUUUUACCUUAUCUGAAACUGUACUAUCGUUUUGUUUUUUUCCAGUACGUCAUUUGGUACUGCUAGAGUGAAAUGGUUGUGAUUUUAUCAA